This is a messenger RNA of Dermacentor silvarum, 5516 nucleotides long. RefSeq names its product serine/threonine-protein kinase ULK3-like. The transcript is spliced from 15 exons. Gene Ontology annotation, molecular function: protein serine/threonine kinase activity; ATP binding. The record is from RefSeq and is a predicted model, not a curated record. The coding region runs from base 71 to 1462 and encodes 463 amino acids. Gene Ontology annotation, cellular component: cytoplasm; autophagosome. NCBI's taxonomy places the organism in Eukaryota, Metazoa, Arthropoda, Arachnida, Ixodida, Ixodidae. Gene Ontology annotation, biological process: peptidyl-serine phosphorylation; protein autophosphorylation; autophagy.
AGUAGAAAAAGAGUACGGUGGCGCGGCUACGAACUUCAUUAUUUCUUCAACACAACCGAGUUUCGGUCUCAUGGCUCAGCUGUACGAGCACAAGCUUCCCGAAUAUAUUUUUACCGAGAAACUUGGACAAGGAACGUAUGCGACUGUUUUCAAAGCAUACCACAAGACAGGUGCACGGCGAGUCGUUGCUAUAAAAUGCAUCUCCAAAAACUCUCUUACCAAGACAGCAACCGAGAAUUUGCUUACGGAAAUAGCAAUAUUAAAGAGGAUAAAGAACGAGCACAUUGUGGAACUCAUAGACUUCCAGUGGAACCAGCAGUUUAUUUACCUUAUUAUGGAGUACUGCGCCGGCGGCGAUUUGCAUCGCUUCAUACGAGCCAACAAACGGCUUCGAGAGUCUAUUGUCCGCAAGUUUCUUCAGCAGCUCGCGAAGGCUUUACGAGUUCUCCAUCAACACAAUAUUGCUCACAUGGACCUGAAGCCGCAGAAUAUCCUUCUCUCUUCUGUUCGAAAUCCUUCGCUGAAGCUCGCAGAUUUUGGGUUCGCACAGUACUUGCGAUCAGGUGACCUGGCCAGCUCACUUCGAGGAUCUCCAUUAUAUAUGGCUCCAGAAAUGCUGCUCAGUGACCAAUAUGACAACAAAGUGGACCUGUGGUCUGUCGGCAUCAUCAUGUAUGAAUGUCUUUUUGGAAGUGCCCCGUAUGCGUCGCCUACUUUUGAAGAGGUAGCAGCAAAAAUUCGCACUGACAAGCCUAUACAGCUUCCGCAAGGUGCAUCUGUGUCCGACUGUUGUGCAGACCUGCUGCUGAAGCUGCUUCAGAGGAAUCCUGAGAAACGCAUAGGCUUUGAAGAAUUCUUUGCCCAUCCAUUUGUCGACCUGGAGCACAUUCCAAGUGCAGAGACUCUUAAGAAAGGAGCCUCUCUGAUUCAGCAGGCAGUGGCCAAGGAUAGCCAGGGUUGCCAGCGAGAAGCACUACACCUCUACUGCCAGGGCCUGCAGUAUCUGCUGCCUGUUUUACAGAAUGAGACUGACUUGGAAAAGUGGAAAUCAUUACAAGCAAAGGUCAGCGAAUACCUUCAGCGUGCUGAAACGCUUAAGUCGACACUGAAGUCAAGGGAGGCUAUUGUCAUUGAUGAUGACAACCAUGGUGGUGGGACUGAGUUCGAGGACAUUUGCGAUCGGUAUCCUCCUCUCCAGAGUGCCCUUCUCUUGGUCAACUCUGCAAAAAAGCUGGCUGUUGCAAACAGACUUAAGGAUGCACUGAAGACUUAUCAGGAUGCUUUAGACAUUGUCAUUCCUUUUAUGAGCAAAUGCAGGCCAGAUGAAAAGGAGGUGCUGAGAGCAGAAGCUGAAAAGUGGCUGGAGGCUGCAGAACUAGUCAAAUCGUACAUGGCCAUGCAAACCAUGGAGGUAGGAAGGACAGCUCCUGUGAAAUCAGAACAAUCGUGCACCAUACAGUAAAUCUUGGUCAUGUGGGAAUGGUUGUCACCAAGCCUUGUACAUCUGUAAAAUAUGUGUUAUGUUUUCCACUUGUGUGUUACAUGUACUGUUGCUGUGCUUGGCCUUAAAGGGACACUAAAGUGAAUCUAAAUUUUGGACAUAAUGUAGGCAAUGUCGUUUAAGCCACUAAUGCACCACUAUGCUGCUGUUCCAAGUUUUAACUUCGUUGUAAAACAAACGAGAGGAGAUUGGACAACUUCAUUAGUGAAGGCAUGAACUGUCAGCAAGCCACAAGUCAAUAAUUUGCAUUUGGUUCAUUGGUGCGAUACAUUUUUGUUCACUGUGCCGUUCCAGCUGCGUGGUGUUUCAUUGAUUCAUAUUUGAAUAAGUAUGCACACUUAUGCCAUAUCUGUGCGUGAGAUUUCAAAGCAAGAGUAAUAAGUUGUGGCACUAUUCUCUCAAAUAGUAACAUGCCAAGCAAAAGUAUCGUGCAAAAUUUUGCAUUGGCUCCUGCCAGUAGUCACCUCUGGUGUACAGUCUGGACUACAGAUGGCGCCCUCAACUCUUGUCAGAAAGUGUAUUCAAAACCACGUAGCAACAUGGAGGAAAGUGCAGUCAUCAUCAUACUUAACCCGAACACACCUUAACCCUUUCAGUGUCCAUUUUUUUUUUUUGGAGGUGAGAGAGAGAAUAAACUUUAUGUAAAAGAGUGCACGAGCUUAGGUAGCUCCUCCACUCUGCAGUGGGUGGUCCCCUCACUCCAGGAGUCCAGCGGCCUUAGCUGCCCUUCUCGCUUGGUUUACCAGGUUGAACUGGUCCGUUGAGUCGGAGCUGGACAGCGCUGCCUCCCAUUGCCGCGUGGUGGGGUGUGUUAUGGGUCUGAGCUGUGUGCUUGCGCAAGCCCAUACCAUGUGGUAAAGCAUUGUGCAUUGAUCGCAGUGUGGGCAGGUAACGCACCCUCAGUGUCAGGUGUAUUUUUCUCGGAUAUUAUAGAGCGAACGCUAUGGUUUGUUUUCGCUUAUGCAGAAGGGAAAAAACAUGACACAGAUAGUGGCAAAUGCACACUUAGUAUGGUCCUCACAUUCUUGUCUUUGUUUUCUAUCUCCUACAUAGUUCUGACGUGAACGCUUCUGUGAUAGCGCCGCUGUGUCAGGGUCAGAAAAAAAAGAAACUUCUAUAAAUAUAUGACAGAUGGCCGAAACAUGCUAAAGGGGUGGCAUUGCACCAUGGCACGUAUAUUUGACCGAAGAAUCACUGCCGCAGUGGUGCACAAAGUCUGGGAACCACCCCUCCCAUUUGCGGAUGCAGCUCUGCGCGACGCACCCACGCCCACGAAGAGGCACAUUCUGCAGCGUGCUAACAAAAACCCAGACUGAGCACACCCAUACAAAUGAGAAAAUAUGCUUCUAGAAAUAUACAACAGAUGGCGGGACUACCUCAGAGCGCGCCAACUUCUUGUUACUGUGCACAUCCGGCUGAAAAGAGUGGAGAAUGUAGGGGGUACAUCAGUGACGUGGCAGGACAGCAACGCAAUAACGUACCUGUACGUCAGUCACACUGAAAGAGUUAAGCACACAGGCUUGAAUGUGUUCGCCUAAUGUGUCUUCCCCCACAUCAUUCAAUGUUUGCUCCUUGUGGCCCGUGUUUGUUAAAGUUAAGCUGCUAUAGAUGUGUGUUCAUUGUUAGAGCCAAGUCUGGUCGGGUUCGUACAUGGGAGCCUGCAUUCGAACUUGUUAGAGUGAACUUUUCUUUUGAGCUGGCUUCUUCUUCGACAUGUAGCAGCAACUCUUGAUCUCAGACACCAGCAUCACAUGUGCACUCAGGCAGGCUUUGCUCAAGGAAAGAGCCAUGGUUUGAGACAUUUGCUCAUCUACCUCCAUUUUAGGCAAUAUUAGUUAACCAAAUCAGCAUACCCAAGCCGAAGGCAUCAAGCCAUUAGGUAGCACCUACUGUAAAAAUAUUUCCAGCGCCUUUUUCAUGAUUGGCUUGUGCUAUUACACUACUGGGAACCGUAUGAGGCCAACAGAAAAUGAAGCCAAGGAAAUUUUCUGUUGACCUCAUAUAGUAGUUAUUAACGAACAUUGAGCCCCCUUAGUUCACCUUUCUUCUCAUUCAUUACACUACUGGGAGCCACAGGGAGCACAAACAGGCUCUUUUCAACCAGCCUUUUUUAAGAAACACACCUUGAAGUUAUCUUAAAACCUGUGAAAUACGGUAUGGGUGUUCUGGAUUAAAUUUUUUAGAAGCAAGUAAAUUAAUUGUAAAGUUGUCUUUAGUGUCCCUUUUAUGCUCGCAUAGGCACAAUGAAUGUGUUCAAAGUAGCAGCCAUCGAACUCAAAUAUCUUUUAUAUUUUUCAGACAUUAGCAAUUUGUUGCAUAAUGUUAUGCACGUUUAUGUUAUGAACAUUGUUGUGUACAGUUGUUAACAAGUUGUGCAUUAAAGCAGCCUAUCAUGGUUACACAUGCUCUGAAUUCCUUGAAGGGUUUCCUCAGACGUUUUCCUUUCCUUUACAGAUAGUACAGCGCUGUUUCAGCCUGUAUGGAACUUGAUGUGGGUGGAUAAUAACACUGUUCAUAGAGGAUUGUGUGAAGUAGCUAUAGAUUUUGGUAUGACAUUUUGUUGAAGGUAGAUUUUUGCAGCAAUAUACGCUUUAAGGUGCACUGAAUGUCAACUGAUUUCAUAUUAAGAUAGAGGGCCAGGCUACUGUGAUAUAUUGUAAAGGAAUCGAAUGCAGUUAGCCUGCUGUUUCUCAGCUGUUGAAAACGUGCUUUUAAUAUAAUUAUAUGUGACAUUUGGGCUAUGUUGAGGAAUAUUCAUUUGCGGUGCACAUUGGUUCAUUUGUAACUACAGCGCAGAACAUAGCAUGUGUACAUCAAUUAUAGUAAACACUGAGUGGAGGAAGUUUUUUUUUUUUUUUAGAAGGUAAUUUCAGCUCUGCGCAGUGUAAGAUAACUGAUGAAAAUGACAAAUAACUGUCUGGUAUUGCCGAUCAAUAUAGACGGUUAUAAAGCGAAUGUCCAAGUGUGAGGCCUGGCACCACUGUGGAACUAUGUGAUCGAACCACAUAAUAUUGCAGAGAAAUGCAUGCCUGAACCUUGUUUUUACUGACUGAUCAUCCAAUAAUUUCAUGGGACUAUUGCUUAUUUGCGUAAAUGAUUCUUGUGGAUUAUAUGUUUUGAUGCUCAUUUAGGCCAGAAGUGAAUGUAACUGAAGAGACUCCAUAGUGAUCGAAUUGUACCUCUAACCUGGCAGACCGCCCGCCGCGGUGGCUCAGUCAGUUAAGGCGUUGCGCUGCUGAACACGAGAUCGCGGGAUCAAAUCUCGGCUGCGGCGGCCGCAUUUCGAUGGAGGCGAAAUACAAAAACGCCCAUGUGCUUGUGUUGUAGUGCACGUUAAAGAACCCCAGUUGGUCAAAAUUAAUCCGGAGCCCUCCACUACGGCGUGCCUCAUAAUCGGAACUGGUUUUGGCACGUAAAACCACAGGAAGAAGUAACCUGACAGAACGGCUCCAAUACUGCUCUUGUUACCCAUUGCAAGAUUAUUCUGUUCACUUUUCCUAAAUAUUUCCUAAAAUGUUUCUCGUGAUCAGCCAACUCUGAACUAAACUAGCAGUAAUGUUUCUUCAGCAGAAGUUUUUCCCACACAUUCUUUGACUUGUUGUUGCUGAACCCAGUGUUGUCUAUGAAAAGUAUGGCAGUUUUAAUUUAAUCAGAUUGUUUUUUCAUCUGGGAAGUCACUCACUAUCAUACUGUGCAAAGGCACCAGCCAAUAUUCGAGCAUCUCUCCUCCUCCAUUUUUUUUUCUUCUGCAACCUUGCACUAAUUGCCGAAAUAUGAAUCUUUAUAUUCUAUAACCUAUGGCCUAUGACCUCUCCAAGCUCACACCGGUGGCCAUUUGCAUAGCAUGCAAUAUGUUGGCACGUGUUCACAUAUAUAAUUCAGGAAAUUACAUGAAAUCUUGUAUUGCCACAUCUCACAAGUAUUACUCGCAUGCUGCAGUGGUCUGAACAAACUGUUUUCCUGGGAUGUCAUUAUCAUAUAUACAGUAGUGAAUAAAAAAAUGUGAUAUUUUGCA